Acaulospora colombiana is the source of this 3033-nucleotide messenger RNA. NCBI's taxonomy places the organism in Eukaryota, Fungi, Glomeromycota, Glomeromycetes, Diversisporales, Acaulosporaceae. The record is from the annotation of a GenBank genome assembly.
GAUCUUACUGUUGGACAAUUCGUCUAUGUAAUCAGGAAGCGCAUCAAGUUGGCCCCUGAAAAGGCCAUCUUCAUCUUCGUUGAUGAAGUACUGCCUCCAACGGCCGCGCUUAUGAGUGCAAUCUAUGAAGAGCACAAGUACGUCCGCGAACCUAUUAUGCACACACAGGCGCUGACAAAUUAUAUAGGGAUGAGGAUGGAUUCCUCUACGUCUCUUACUCUGGGGAGACUGGUUGGCGGUUUGGUCUUGAUACGAAGUGGUCAGAGUCCAAGAUGCGCGGUCAGCUGGGAUGCUUUGUUUGACCGCUUCCGGCAAGACCACCCACUUUUAAAGGCGUCUCUCUACGAGUCACCAGCCUCGACGAAUAUCGUCUCAAGUGCGGAAUUUGAGGCGUCUCCUCGAAACUCUCCUAGAGCGUCUCCUCGCGCAACAUCACGCGCUUCUCCACGCACAAACUUGCCUCGUGGUUCCAGCCUGCCUGGAACCCCGCGAUUAGGUGCAACUGCGAGUCCCAAGUUGGCCCCCAUCUCCCCUGGCCGCGCAGCUCGUGCCACAAGUCCUGGAACUCAGCUCGCAAGCUUUAAUCAACUCCUGGUCGAUGGACAAUCGGGCCCACGUGAUUCGAAAGACGUGAAAGAGAGCUUAACAAGGCUGCGGAGAUUAAUACUCGCCGAAGGGAUCCCUACAAAAACAGAUCCCACCCUCCGGCCCAGGAUUUGGAAGAUCCUGUUACAAAUAGGAAACAUCAACGGAGAAGGCUACCUCAAAUUAGUGCAACGAGGACCAUGUAGUGUAAGAGAGAAGAUUAAGAACGAUACAUUCCGGGGAUUCAAGGAGCGUGUACGAGAAGACAUGCUCGUGCGCCUACUGGAUGCUUUCGUCUGGAAAAAUCAAGACAACGCAGAGGAGGGACGCCUAGCUUUCGGAUACGUUCAGGGCAUGAACGUACUCGCCGCACCUUUUCUGUACACCAUGCCGUCAGAAGUAGAAGCAUUCUAUACUUUCUCCAAAUUCAUUGAGCAAUGCUGUCCCCUUUACGUGCAACCCACACUGGAUGGUGUCCACCACGGCUUACGACUACUUGACCGUUGCCUCGAAAUCCUUGACGCAGAGCUUUAUAAUCACUUAUUAUCCAAACGGCUUACUGCAGAGAUUUACGCUUUUCCCUCGGUUUUGACAUUAUGUGCUUGCACACCGCCUUUGGAUCAAUCAGCUGCUGCUAAUGCGCAAAGACUUGAUGAGCAGUCCAAGGUGAGCUUGUGUCGAGUAUACACCAUUAGUGACUCACCAGAACAUGCUUCAUCUAAUAGUCCCAUGAAACUUCUACGCACUUUCCCUCCGCUUGACGCGGAGCAAAUCAUCGCUUUCACAGUAACACUCGUCCGGGACAUCCCCGUCCAGCUCUACGAAGAACUGACCCGACAUCCUUGGGAUAUGAAUGUAAACUACACGUUUCUUGUAGCAAAUCUGUAUUCCGCAGAUAUUUUACUAGGUGCAUCUGCACUGGUUUAUUCGUUCAUAGAUGGUAUUUCUGUUGGUAGAAAUUUGUACGAGAUCAGUUACGAAAGAAAGUAUAACGAAGCCUGGACUUCACCACAACUACCAUUUGCAAAAUUGGACGAUAUGGAAAUAUCCGGGAUUCAUGCAUUGACGUCUGCACAAGAGAUGCGCCUCACAAAUUACCUGGAGGAUCAAUACUUGCAUAUAUUAAGAGACUUUAGGAAAAGACACGAACCCACAUCUAGUCUUCCAACACUUCCGGACUACUUGAAAGCCAUGCGACCAUUGAUCUUCGACAUGAUCAUGCUUAUUCCUCCUCUCACUCCAUCUGGAGAAUUGAGAACCUCCCUUCUUCUACGGUUCACGUCGGAACUACUCUCGUCGGUGGUGUGCUACCCCUCAUUCGUCCCACUAGGUCAACCUCCCGCGAAUUCGGAUGAUAGUGACGAGGGCGAUGCAAGCAAUUCUGGUGCAUCAGGAGGGUCUUUGAGCACUAGUGUGCGCAUGGACGAAGACGAGGCAUCACAGGCUGCAGCGGAAAGGCGAUACCCUUUGGUCGAGUUGUUCGAACUCUUGACAGAUCUGGACUAUGCAUGGUCUACCGUUCUUUCAUGUCAAGUCUGGGAUAGCAAGACGAAGCGUGGAAAGGACGUUAUUCUUGAAAUGCCAAGCCUCGACGAUGAUGUCAAAAUGGAGGGAAGCCAGUCUGACGUGCAGACUGAGGACAAUGAAAUCAAACUCUAUGCUCCUAGCAUGACGGAUUGCACAAGACUUAGGAGCAUGAUCAUUAGUGGGAUAGAUGGCAUCGAAACGUGGCUUGCGGAGGCGGAUGCACCCGAGGCAGCUUUGGAGACGUUUGAAAACUGCUUUUCAUUAACAUUGCGUUUCUUAGGAGAGGAUUCGAAUCAGGUUGUCUGGCAAGAACAUGAAGUGGAUGGUCAAGAAACUCUAAAGCCUAUCCUCAACACACCUGAAGUGGAUACUCUGUUUUCGCAUCCGCUUUCCUCGUUUCUGCACAAUACUGCACCAUUUCCACUUCCAAGUACAUCCCCUUAUCUACCCGAUACAACGGUAAAUGAAGCAUCAAACGACGUGAUGCGCGCGACAUCCUCUCAAGAGCAAGAAGAAUCUGAGGAGGAGGACAAGAAAUAUGCGGGACCGCCACCACCGCGUGUAAACCCCGCAGAAUAUCAUACUUUUCAUGAUAUGCCGUGGGGCCCUACACGGGUUAGAAUCCAUUCGUUCCUAACGGGUCGAGAGUCUUCGGGCAUGAAGCCAAUAGCGGGGUUGACCGCUUCGAUAUUGCUCGAGGUGGCACAAAUUGGUUAUGGAGUCGCCCCAAACGGAUUCGAAGUCGAUGCACCAGGCCAAGCAGGGCGUAGGGAAAGGAUUGCGUGGGAGAUGAAUCGAACUGAGAAGUUCAAGGAUGCUGCUAAACGUGAAGGGAUCCAUUGGGAUUGGGAACGGGAAGAGAGGAAAGAGAGGGAGAAGAGAAUGAGUAUCCAUCGGUUAAAAGCAACGACCCGAUUAUAG